AAUAUAGUGGACUACUCCCAAAUAAGCUAAAUAAAAGAGCUCAAGAAUCUUCUCUUUCCUACUCUGCAAAUUAAAAAAACUCAACCUCAUCCCAUCUUCAUAGCAUAAUAUUGCUACUGGUAUUAGGCUAUCAGCAUUCCCCUCCUUUCCUCUUCGAGUUUUUACAUUUGUUUUCUUUUAGAUUGGUCCUUGGUCACUUUCAAUACCUCACCUUUUCAUUACUUUUCCUGAAUCUUUCUUGUGGGUGUUACAUAUCUGAAGUUGCGCUAAGAUUUCUUGAAAAUAAUUUUGAUGUCUAUGCCCUUUGAGGAACAUGAUUACAUAGGCUUGUCAGAGGUUCCUGCAAUGGAAAACUCUGAAAAGAAUAAUGGUCUUCCCUUGGGAGAUAAUGAGAAGAAAAAUACCGCUAAAGUUUUGAACUUGAAGGCCACUGAGCUGAGAUUAGGCUUACCUGGUUCAGAGUCACCCGAGAGAGAAACAGGACAUGGUGGAGAAGAUAAGAACGGGUAUCAACUUGGCGUACUUAAGGGUUUUGUUUCAGGGGCCAAAAGGGGCUUUUCUGACACCAUUAACGGUGGUUCUGGCAAGUGGGUUUAUUCUGGGAGUGGUGGAUCUGAGGUGAACUUGGCUAAUGGUGGUGGCUUGUUCUCUCCCAGGGGUGCUAAUGGCGCUGCCAAGAGUAUUGGUGCUGGUGGAGUUGAGAGCGGAAGUCAGCAAACUUUUGUGGGUUCUGGGGUUGGAAAAGAAACUGUCCCUCAGUCACCUAAGCCAGUUCAGGAGAAGAAGCCUCAGGUUUCUGCUGCUAAUGGCCAUGCUGCAGCCCCUGCCGCUAAAGCGCAGGUGGUUGGAUGGCCUCCAAUCGGAUCUUUCCGAAAGAAAAUGGCUAUUAAUCCUCCCAAGACCGAUGAAGAUGCUGAUGCUAAGUUGGGAACUGGUUGUCUUUAUGUCAAGGUAAGUAUGGAUGGUGCCCCCUACCUGAGGAAAGUUGACAUCAAGAUCUACAGCAGCUAUAAGGAUCUAUCCUCAGCACUGGAAAAGAUGUUCAGCUGUUUUACAAUCGGUCAAUGUGGCUCCCAUGGGGUUCAUAUCCGUGAUGGAAUGAGUGAAAGUCGAUUAAUGGAUCUUCUACAUGGUUCUGAAUAUGUACUGACAUAUGAAGACAAAGAUGGUGACUGGAUGCUUGUUGGUGAUGUACCUUGGGAAAUGUUUAUGGACUCAUGCAAGAGGUUGAGGAUCAUGAAGAGUUCUGAUGCAAUCGGUUUAGCCCCCAGGGCCAUGGAGAAGUGCAAAAAUCGUAACUAGUGCAAUAUUCUGCUGCAAAAAGGGUUCAUUUUCUUCCAACGAGAGAAACUGAAAGAAUCCCCCUUUACGUGUAGCUGCUGGAAGCCGUGAUUUGGACUAAGAGUCAGGCACUUGGCUUUAUUAAGUGUAUCGUUGUCAGUCUUUUUAAGGCUUUUGUGUACUGGAGGAGAACAUGUUGGUGAAUGAGAUUAUAUGCAAAAGAAUAGUUACUUCACAGUUAUAGUAGAGGUGUAUUUCAUGUACUCGGGUUGUUGCCUCCUCAAGUUUGAAUAUGUACAUGCUUGGUUUGCUAACAACAAAAUCUCUCUCUGUUUCUCAAUCUCAAGCAUGUCGAAUCAAAUCCCAGUCGUACUGGUGUCUCAUGUAUUCAAUAGUGAGAAAGGAUGAAUAAACUGAUCAAGGAGAAUCCGUUUGAGAAGAAUCA
Messenger RNA from Coffea eugenioides, 1726 nucleotides. Its product is annotated as auxin-responsive protein IAA27. The transcript has 5 exons. The record is from RefSeq and is a predicted model, not a curated record. Lineage: Eukaryota; Viridiplantae; Streptophyta; Magnoliopsida; Gentianales; Rubiaceae. Gene Ontology annotation, biological process: regulation of DNA-templated transcription. Bases 292 to 1302 code for a protein of 336 amino acids. Gene Ontology annotation, cellular component: nucleus. Gene Ontology annotation, molecular function: protein binding.